Molecule: messenger RNA, 2080 nt
Organism: Phascolarctos cinereus (koala)
Lineage: Eukaryota; Metazoa; Chordata; Mammalia; Diprotodontia; Phascolarctidae
Product: ubiquitin-conjugating enzyme E2 Z-like
Biological process (GO): negative regulation of apoptotic process
Cellular component (GO): nucleus
Molecular function (GO): cysteine-type endopeptidase inhibitor activity
Source: RefSeq, a predicted model, not a curated record
GAGAACUAAAGAGCUGGGGCCAGAGGCACCAUCCUCCUACCCCAGGGCUAGAGGUGAUUACCCAAAGGAAGCUAUUGCUACAAAAAUUCACAGGCAGAGGAGAAAGAAUCCAACCACAGAGAACUAUUGUGGGAAUAGAGAAGAACGGGUUUCAUCUUUAGAGGAGCAUACUGAAGCAAAAAAUCCCCUCCUGGCCCAAAGAAUAAGGUCAAAUGGUCACCUGCCCAAAACGAAUUCACAGAAGAACUUAAAAAAGACUUUGAAAAUCCAAGGAGAGGCCGGUCUGGCCAGCAGACUCCUGGACUCGUCUGCAUAGAGUCGCAGAAGCGGAAGCUGAGCGGGGCAGCGGCGAUGGCGGAGAGUCCGACUGCGGAGGUGGCGACUGCCGGGGCCAAGGGUGAGGGGACCUCCGGUGAGGGGGCUGAGGUCUCCGGCGCCGGCGGCAGCAGCAGCGGCGGCUUCGGGCCACCUGUCCUACCAGACGUGUGGGCGGGGGCGGCGGAGGCGGGCGACUCGGGUGGGCCGCGGGGACACCUUGCCCAGCUGCCCGGGCUCCCGACCUCGGCCUCUGCCUGCCUGGCCGUGCCGCGCAGUCCCCCAUUCUCCUGGGACCCGACGCGGAGCUCGGACUGGGACAGCGAGCGCCCUGGGCCGCAGUGCCUGCUGCGGAUCAAGCGGGACAUCACGGCCCUCUACAAGGAGCCGCCCCCCGGCGUGUUUGUUGUGCCGGAUCCCCUGGACAUGACUAAGAUCCAUGCAUUGAUCAUGGGCCCGUUUGACACUCCUUAUGAAGGGGGCUUCUUCUUGUUCCUGUUUCGCUGUCCUCCAGAUUAUCCUAUCCGCCCACCGAGGGUCAAACUGAUGACCACGGGCAAUAACAGGGUGAGUUUUAACCCCAACUUCUACAGCAGUGGGAAAGUCUGCCUGAGUAUUCUGGGGACUUGGACUGGCCCUGCCUGGAGCCCAGCCCAGAGCAUCUCCUCCGUGCUAAUCUCCAUCCAGUCACUAAUGAAUGAAAACCCCUACUACAAUGAGCCUGGCUUUGAGGAGGAGAAACACCCAGGAGACAGCGAAAAGUACAAUGAGUAUAUCCGACAUGAGACCAUCCGAGUGGCAGUCUGUGACAUGCUGGAGGGAAAAUGUCCCUGCCCUGAGCCCCUGAGGGGUGUGAUGGAGAAGUCCUUUCUGCAGUAUUAUGACAUCUAUGAGGUGGCGUGCAAAGACCGACUAUACCUCCAAGACCGUGAAAUGCAGGAACCUUUUGGGGAGAAUCGAGGUACCUUUGACUAUGAGUUUCUCUUGAUUCGCCUCGGGGCAAUUCGUCUGAAGGUGCAGGAGAAACCUCAGCAGGACAGUGCUGAAAUAGACUCAGAUAGCACUUCAUCUAAAACAGAGACAGAUACGCAGGGGAGCUCAAGGGCCUAGAUGCCCCCACCCCAUCCCUGGGAUUGAGUGGCACCACAUCUCCCUCCAGCCCCAACAGCAUCCUGCCUGAGGCAAGAACCAAGGAUAGGUAGACCCCAGGGUGGGAGUGGGCUAUUGUUUGCAACCUUCUUAGCAUCCUAGUACCAACGACCAUUUUCAUCCCAUGCCUAGGGCCAAUCCCAAGGGACUGAUACAGGAGAGUCUGGAGCAUGGUUCUUUGGUGAAAACCUGAGGGACAUUUCCACUGGUGCAGCUUGUUGGGGAUAGAAGGCAAAGACUGCAACUCCCAGAGGGGGUUGCUCAGAACAGUCUAUGGGGAUACCAGGAGGCAGGGCAGGGUCAAGGGAGUGGGGAGGGAGGGAAAUGGGGAGGGUGUCACAUGACCUGUCCAGGUGGUUGGCUGGGUGUCUGUCUUUCAGUCUUGAAGCUGGGCCUUCCCCUUGCUUACCCAGCCCAGCCUAGUGUAACCUCCUGGAGCUCAUUUCCUGUCUGCCACCAUAAUUUUGUUUUCCCUAAUAUAUAGUCACUGUUCUAGACAGACCAAAGAGAAGGAACAGGGGUGGAGUCUGGGCUACUGGUCAGAAAGCUUUACCUAGCACCCGCCCAAAAAAAAAAAUCAAAUGAGAGAGAUGGAGGAAAAAAGCAAAAAAAAAAA